GGUUGACCCUUGACGAGGGUUGAUCCAAAUUUGACCCAAAAAGCGAGUUGCGCAGGAUUUGACCUGCACCAAAUUUGACCCCAAAAAAAAAUCUCCCACGAAGGACAACAGCUAUGGUUGAGCCCAAGCAACGCACCGUGACAGGCGUGUUCUUCUACGUGCCCAACCUCAUCGGCUACACGCGCGUCGUGCUGUCGCUCUACAGCUUGGCGGUGGCGCUCACGGACUACAAGACCAGCGUGCUGUGCUACGCGCUCAGCUUCACUUGCGACUACUUCGACGGCUUCUUCGCGCGCCUCUGCGACCAAUGUACAGUCGCUUUAAGCCUUGUGGGAGAACGCAGGACGCUUCUAACCCGUAUUGUAUUUCUGCUACAGGCUCGACGUUCGGCGCUGUGCUGGAUAUGGUCACGGAUCGCUGCUCGACCGCCGGACUGCUCGUGGUGCUGUCCCACUUGUACCCGCAGUACAUGUUAGUCUUCAUGUACCUGCUGAUCCUCGACUUCUCCAGCCACUGGUACCACAUGUACUCGAGUCGUGGCCACCACAAGGUGGUCGCGGCCGAGCGCAACUUCCUGCUGCGAUUCUACUACGGCUGCUACCCGUUCUUCGGCUUCUGCUGCGUGGGUACUGAGCUGUUCUACAUCCUGCUCUACGUGCUUCACUUCGACCCCACGCUGCUGAUUCCAUUCAUCAACGUCCCCGUCAUGCAGCUGUGCUACUACGUGUGCCUGCCCGCCUGCGUGUGCAAGAACAUCACCAACGUGGCGCAGCUGUGCAGUGCCGCGUACUCGGUUGCGGCUGAGGAUGUGGCACUCGCCAACAAGGCCAAGUAGAGUUGGGGUCCUAAGCAAUAGGGGCGCAAGGAGAGAGAGCUUGCCCACGUAUAGUCAAGUCGUCACUGUCCCAUGAGUGCAUGCAGCAGAUAGCAGGACGUCUGUGAGUGAGAGAAAUAUGAGGCAGAUGCAAAAAAAAAAGCUAUGGUGUUGAGAUCGCCAGCGCUCUUGGCUAUUCUGCCUCCUUCUCUUCAGACUCGCGCGGAUACAAGAUAUCAUAGUGUCCCGGUCUAUACAGUAGCGUGAUUGACACAGGCUCUUGCUGUGUGGUUGCCUCCACUGUGGGUGAACACACGUAGCUCUGCAGAUCCUCCCCAGGUCCGGCACUUCCGUCCAGAUACUCAAUCUUGACCCCGACUUGGAGCGCCUCUGUCAGUGCUGCAAUUUGGGGCUGGUCGCACUCCUUCCCCAUAGGCUCCACCUAACCAAACAGCACUCGUUAGUUCUCUUCCUCAUCCCUUAACAAUCGGCAGUCAUCUCACCUCUGCAGCGCAGAACUGUGCCACCGUUUGGCCCGGAUACAGACCGUCAAUGAAAGGCUGGAAGGUCUCUGCGUUCUUCUUCAUGUACCCGGCGGUGAGCAGCCGCAUGUACCAGACCAAGUACUCGGAUUCUCCUCCCUCUGUCUGGAAAUCUUGUACUAGCUCCGCGUGCGAACGUGUCUCCAUGGCUGCUAAGUAGUCCACGAACGUCUCCCAGAAUGCGUCGAUGGCCACGUCACUGUAUCCGAUAGCCACCAGUUCGCUCUUGCUCAUCUGGAUCUUAUCCUGAAUGCGACUUCGUAGUGCUGCGUUGCUAUCCUCACCCCCAGCACCUCCAGUCGGCAAUAGCUGCUCGCAUAGUGCGAAGAUGAAGCCCCGGAAGAAGCAGUUGCCAUCUCCACGAACGCGUCGAAGCGCCUCAUAGCGCGCGUUUAGUGAAUCGAUGCCGUGCAUGAAGUUGGGGUUCGCAUUGCCCACGUAUUCGGCCUUAAGGCACAGCACCGACAUGCGGUCCGACAGCAGCGGACCUACGGGCCAGUCCGGCUCCGUCGAUUCAUGCUCGAUGUCAGCCAUGCUAAAGAUGCAGUGGAUUCAUCCCAGGUUUUGUCGAGACUGUUCAGCUCUCGGGUGUCAUUUACGUUUCGCUGUCUUUUUUAAGCUUUGUUGUCUCUCGUGCGGGUUGUAUUUCAUUUUCACGGGGAUUUUUCUGAUCCACAUUUAUGUCCCAAGACUUCAGCUUGAUGAUCUUUUAGUGGUUUCUCGAGUUACACUCGGUUACAGACUGGAGCUCUGGUGCUACUUGACUGCAUCCACGUGGUUGAUCCAGUCUACGCCGUGUGGAGAGCUGCCAUCUUCGUCUAGGAUCGCCUCUUCGUCGUCGUUGACCUGAUGUGCUAGCAGAGAUUGGGUUCUUUCGGUGCCAGAUUGGCAAGGCUGUUGCUGUUGUUGUGUUUGUGCUCGAUCCUCCCAUUCUUGGAAGCUGAAGCCGUUCCAAAGCACAGGGUCGUUUAAAAGCUCUGAUCGUGCGUAUUCGGUCAAUUCGUGGGUACUGGCGAGUGGCCAAUCGAGUGCCUUGAGAAGACGAUUCACACGGGCGAUUGUGCUUUGUAUCUGCUCAACAUCCGCCGACGUUUGAGUCUGGAGCAUUCUGCGUUUGAACUCGGGAAAAUAGCUGUCUAGCAGACUGUGGACGUUCAUGAGGUACAUGCCCAUGAGCUCGCAGUCCACGUCAGCCUUAGCCUCGUUUGGAUCAAAUGCGCUUUCGAUUAUCAGCGACUGAGAUAUAAUUUCCAGCACAGCCUCGUACUUAUGUCGGCAUGCUGCUAAGCUCUGAGUCUCCGAUGAAAAUGCUCCUAGUAAACUGUCGGUAUUGCUGCUUCGAGAUCGCACUUCAUCUGGUUUGGUGUAGGCAGCACUUCUCCACUGGUCAGUAAAUGCUACAAUCCGGUAAGCAAUGGCUCUCAAGGUACUCUGCUGCUCAGUUGAAGGGGUAGAUCCAGACACGAUAUAGCCCGGAAACAGCAGCACUGGACCAAUAAAAUGGUUGAAGAAGACGAGAUGCACCGCGUCUAGCUUCAUCUCACGACUUGGAUUUCUUUCGUUUCUCCGAAACAACUUAACACACGCGCGACAGAGAACAACAAUUUCAACUGGGAGCGUUUCAACUUGCGCUGCGAGCUUGUCAAUGAAUUUUUCGAGUUCAGAGACGGUGUCUCGCAUACUCAAGGCACUUGCUUCAUCACGAUAUACCAGCAACUCGGAAAUCCAUGUGGCUCCAACGAUACGACUGAAGCAAGCAAGAGCCUUACUAGCUGUGCUAUCCCGCGUCAAAAACUCUUGGCGCCGAAAAUCCAAUGAUCUCAUACUGGUCAUUCCCUCGGAGUAUUCGAUCGCCAUGAGCUGAAAAACGAAGCGAGUUCCCUGUCGCUCACUCUCUAAUAAAGGCAGUAAGCUCCGCAAGAUAAACGCGAGCACCAAUAUCUCUGUCUGCUUCCGGUUUCUUUUGAAAGGAAGACAGCUCUCCAACACACAUCGACUCACUAGCAAGUUUGGCUCCAACAGCAAAUCCGCUAGAUUCAUGAGCAGCACUGAAUACUCGUAGUCAUUUUGUGCGACUUGUGCCUGGAACACCCGCUGUUGUUGUUCAAACUUCUGUCGUCGCUUCUUACGGGCUUUAGUGCAGCAGCAGCAGCAGCAGCAGAAUCCUAUUGACAAGCAUGAAGCGUUCGAUAAUACCAACCACCCUGCUAGCAAAACCAACAAUGUCGAGGUAUACCGCUCAAACUGCGAAUUCAACGUCGAAACCAAAUUCUCGUCAGCUGUUGAACCAUUCACAUCACCCACGGGAGAGUUAAUCAUAAAGGUGACUUCGGCUUGUUGAGUAUCGUUGCUAGCAUUGACACGCUUUACCCAGAAGAUAAACUCCGUUUUGCGGGAGGAAUCGAGAGAGAUUCCGCGAAACGUAAGUGCUGAUAAUGCUGUACUGAGUGCAGUCUUCGUCCCAGUCACCUGGAUGUGUGAAGGAUCAUAUAACUGGGUCGUGAUGUGGAAGUAAAGCUUGUCUUGAGUAUCAUUUGAACUGGCGUUCAAAUGAGUUCCGUUUGUGCUUCGAACAAGCGUACACGGACGGUCAAAUGGGCAUCCAGUCAUAACAUCAUCGUCGGUGAUGGGGAAUCCCAGCUCAAGCAUUGAUACGCCGUCUUCAGCCUCGAGAUUCACUUGAUACAUGUCGUCAACGCUGAUGCUGUCGGGGUCUUCGAACACUACAGGUGUUGGAGUAGCGUAACUAUCCGACAAAUUUGCUGUGAUAAUGAACGGCGGAAGCGCAAUCAGAGCAUCGGGUACGUUAACGACGUCGAACUCGACUCGGCGGAUUUCGAGAUCAUUGGCGAAAUGUGCUGUGGGUGAAUUUUCAUACACCGCAAGCGAGUCGUUGAUCGGAGGGGUGGUAUUCGAUGCAUGAUACUCGAAGUAAUCGACGUCAGAUACUCGUCCCAUCAAAGCUUGGGUAUUCAAAUUGAAGUAAUCGAGUUGAGGCACGUAGAUAAUUCGACUCCAAUGAUCUGCAACGAUCGUGUUGGAAACUGUGAUGCGUGCGCCAAGAUUCUCAAGGGAGAAAUUCACUGCUCCGCUCUGGUGGUGUUUGAACUGAAAAAGCGUUCCAUGUUGUGGCAGGGUUGUCACUUUGAUGACGGUGUUGGCAUUGGAAAAUGCUGCGAGCGGAUCCAAUGCUCGGAGAUUCAAUGUCUGUAGCGAGUCUUCCUCAAGUCUAAUGGUGACAACUACGUUUUCUCCAAUCCUGUGAUUCAUUUCAUCAACGAGAAUGAACUUAACCACGGCGACAUCAGAGAAGAUACCAGGAUCCCCAUCGGACAAUUGGUACCAGAGCUCAUCAACUUCAAGCGAUGCGCUUCGAUUUUGCUCGAGACUGUCUUGGCCCCAUCCGUGAUAAACGUACAUCAACUUGGUGGAAUGAGUCGCGUUUGCAAUCUCUGUGCCGUUUCGGUAGACACGAAUUGAUUCGAGUGAAUUCAGAUCCAAUACGCCACAACUUGUGUUGCAGUCGUACAGUUUACCGAACUGAGGUAAUCGUACAAUUUUCAGCAACAGGAGAUUUGAGAUAUCGGUCGACUCGUCUGUAUAAGUAAAACUGGACAGCAGAUCAUUCGAAUCAGUGGAUCCAGAUUUUGAAUCUGUAGCGAAAGGAGACCCAUCAACGUCAUCACCUUUCAGAUCCAAAGUAACAGGAACACCAAUUUCAACACGGACUUCCAAUUCAUAUACACAGGGCCGUGGUGCAUCGUUCACAGCAUCCACGAAGAUGUCAAUCCUAGCUUCCGCAGUUUUGUUAACGACCCGACCAGCCAAGCUAUCAGCGAUGCCAAACCUUACCGUCGCAUAUGGUUCCAACCUCCGAGAGAACGCCACUGGGUUUGGUAGUGGAAGGUUCUCGUUGUUCUGGUCACGCUGGGGUUGGAAAAAUAUAUUGCGCUGGUGUUCCAGUGGAAGCUUUUGAAAGGUGCCCAUGUUGUCCGAAGUCACAACGGUUUUGCUAGGAAACAGAAGUAGCUGUCCGAAUUCUGGUAUUUCGCGCAGCUCGAGACGCAAGUCAUUGAAAACUCCAUGAAACAUCGUGAGAUUGAGCAAUACCAACGAGUCUUCAGGAAUUCGCACGGUUUGAUGCAGAGAUGGAAAUUGCCGGGACGGUAGUAACUGUCGCCUUGAAAUCGAAUUCACUUGAUCCUCCGACACCACGCGACGAUAAAUGCCGAAGUGGAAGAUGUCGAAAGCCGCACUAUCUGCGCCUUGAAACAGCUUCACUCUGGAGAACUCACCGCUUCCAUCGCUACUUUGAUCACUUGACUGUGACUGCUGCAUUACAACGGGGCCUCUCGCUUGUUGCUGGACCAAGUUGACCAAGUACUCGACAAUCUGGUCGCCGUACUGCUCCUUGAAGUCUGCAAACUUACUGCGAAGGUAAGCUAAAGGUGUAUCCUCAUUCAACGGUGGAAAAGUGAUCCCUAAAAUUUGUAGUGAGAGCGAGUUAUCACCGAAAAUUCGCAUAGCCUUGGGCAGCCGCGGUCCACUGAUGCUCACUAACUUCUGCUUCAACACUGCACGAAGCCGCUCUGUGGCGUUCAGGUUGCUCGUAUUCCCAAGUGGUUGGAAAUCUCGUGCAGCAGCCAAAUGCUUGCGUUGUCGAGGAAAAGUAACAUUGCGAGGACUGUUGCCUAAAUGCAGUCGAUAUCGACCUUCAAUAAGGUUGUUGAGAAGCUGAGUGUUGGGUGGAUGCUGCUCGUCGUGCACUGCACAGUCCACUCGCUGCAUUGUCUCGACGUCUGUGUAGCUCAUGUAGAAAUCCGUUUUCCAGAGACCUCUCGUACUCGAUGGAUCCAAUGUGACAGUGAUGUGAACGGGUGGAGUUCGUUCCACCGGAUCCAGUUGUGGUGGGAGCUGGCACACUGCUGAGUUGUCCACUGAAAAGAGACGCUGCUCAUAGCAGGCCUCCACGCCUGCUUCGCCAACUUCCUCCAAUACAGGAAGAAAGUAGAUAAAGGCUAACACUUGGUGCUCGUUUACAUCCAAACGAAACCCGGAAUCCGCGCAGUUGUCGUACUCGUUGGCGAUGGAGAACAGAGUCAUACUGUGGUUGAUCUUCGCUCGGGGCCGAAUCACCAUCUCGAAUGUCACGCCACCUUCACUUAACGUGCUGUUCCUCACGGCUGCCAUUGUGAAGAAGUCACGUGCGGAGACUGAGCUGAUCGAAGAAAGCUGUACCCGCUUGGUGUCGUUGUUGGGAUCCUCUGCCAGGUGGACUCCAAGCUGCCAGAAGGAAGACGCUGUGUUCAAACUCGUCACGAGCUCGUUGUCUGGCUGGAGAGCGUCAAACGGACAAACAUCACCGGGCACCAGGUUCAUAACAGUGGCUCCGCCUGUGAUAGCAGGAUCGUCGAAAGUGUAGAGGCAUAUGGGCUUCCAAGCGGCUCGCUCAUGGAGGAAGCUGGUGAUAGCCGAGUCUAGCUCACGUCUUCGAGUGGCAGCACCACAACCAGCGAUGCAAAGCAACACAAGCAACAGGAAUCCUUGCAUUGAUCUUGGGGUUCCGAGUUCUGCGUAGCUGGUUUCUGCCUGUUUCUUAUUUCAGUAUGUCCACCUUUACUGGAAACGCUGCAAGGCCAAGCAGGGUAAAGCUUGUAAAGCGACACAAGGCUUACACUCGAAUUUCAGCGAUUGUUGUCAGCGGAAGUCGCUGAAAACCUUGCCCCCAGCCGACCAGCACUUGUAGCCUUGUCUAUUGACGCUGGUCACCCACAAGCGAAUAAAAUCGUUGGUUCCGUCGAUGUUUGCUCCAGCCACCAUAUCCUGUUACCGUGUCCGAUGCAUGACCAUUAGAGCACUUCAAUCCGAGUUCCGGUCUGCCUCCAUCC
Molecule: messenger RNA, 7244 nt
Organism: Phytophthora nicotianae INRA-310
Lineage: Eukaryota; Oomycota; Peronosporomycetes; Peronosporales; Peronosporaceae
Exons: 2
Coding region: 308-835 (175 amino acids)
Biological process (GO): phosphatidylinositol biosynthetic process
Cellular component (GO): Golgi apparatus; membrane
Molecular function (GO): CDP-diacylglycerol-inositol 3-phosphatidyltransferase activity
Source: RefSeq, a predicted model, not a curated record